Molecule: messenger RNA, 2967 nt
Organism: Harpia harpyja (harpy eagle)
Lineage: Eukaryota; Metazoa; Chordata; Aves; Accipitriformes; Accipitridae
Gene: UBTF
Product: upstream binding transcription factor
Exons: 22
Coding region: 236-2647 (803 amino acids)
Source: RefSeq, a predicted model, not a curated record
GGGGGAGCGGAGCCGUGCCGUGCCGUGCCGCGCCGCCCGGGCUCGCCAUUCGCCGCCGUGCCGCUCCGCCGGCGGGGCUGGAGGAGGAGGAGGCGCUUUGUUCCUCCCCGGGCUCCCGCUGCCGCCGCCGCCGCUGCUGCCGCCGCCGCGCACCGGGCUCGAGCCGAGCGGGAGUGAUCUUGGGUAGCGCGCGAGGGAGCCGGCGGGGACCGUCCUGGGCGCAGGCAGGUGGAGGAUGAACGGCGAAGCCGAGUGCCCUGCAGACUUGGAAAUGACAGCUCCCAAAAACCAAGACCGCUGGUCUCAGGAGGACAUGCUGACUCUGCUGGAGUGCAUGAAGAAUAACCUGCCCUCUAACGACGGGAGCAAGUUCAAAACCACCGAGUCCCACCUGGAUUGGGAGAAAGUGGCUUUCAAGGACUUCUCGGGGGAGAUGUGCAAGAUGAAGUGGAUGGAGAUUUCUAACGAGGUGAGGAAGUUUCGGACCCUCACGGAGCUCAUUAUGGAUGCUGAAGAGCACGUGAAGAAUCCUUACAAGGGCAAAAAGCUCAAGAAACACCCUGACUUCCCCAAGAAGCCCCUGACUCCCUAUUUCCGCUUCUUCAUGGAGAAGCGGGCCAAAUAUGCCAAGCUUCACCCUGAAAUGAGCAACCUGGAUCUCACGAAGAUCCUGUCCAAGAAAUACAAGGAGCUUCCCGAGAAGAAAAAGAUGAAAUACAUCCAGGACUUCCAGCGAGAGAAGCAGGAGUUUGAGAGGAACCUGGCGAGGUUCAGGGAAGAUCACCCGGAUCUCAUCCAGAACGCCAAGAAAUCUGACGUCCCUGAAAAACCCAAGACCCCCCAGCAACUGUGGUACAACCACGAGAAGAAGAUCUACUUGAAAGUGCGUCCAGAUGUGAGUACGGCCACCACGAAGGAGGUGAAAGAGUCGCUGGGCAAGCAGUGGUCUCAACUCUCGGAUAAAAAGAGGCUGAAAUGGAUUCAUAAGGCCCUGGAACAGCGGAAGGAGUAUGAGGAGAUCAUGCGUGACUACAUCCAGAAGCACCCCGAGCUGAACAUCAGCGAGGAGGGCAUCACCCGCUCCACCCUCACCAAGGCUGAGCGCCAGCUCAAGGACAAGUUUGAUGGACGACCCACAAAGCCACCUCCGAAUAGCUACUCCCUGUACUGUGCAGAGCUGAUGGCCAACAUGAAAGACGUGCCCAGCACCGAGCGGAUGGUGCUGUGCAGCCAGCAGUGGAAACUGCUCUCCCAGAAGGAAAAGGACGCGUACCACAAAAAGUGUGAUCAGAAAAAGAAAGACUACGAGAUUGAGCUCCUCCGCUUCCUGGAGAGCCUGCCCGAGGAGGAGCAGCAGCGGGUGCUAGGCGAGGAGAAGAUGCUGGGCAGCAACCGGAAAGGGGCGACGAGUCCUGCAUCCAAAAAGUCCUCACCAGAGACCGGCAAGGCCAGCUCAGAGAAGCCCAAACGACCCAUCUCCGCCAUGUUCAUCUUCUCGGAGGAGAAGCGGAAGCAGCUGCAGGAGGAGCGGCCGGAGCUGUCGGAGAGCGAGCUGACCCGGCUCCUGGCCCGCAUGUGGAAUGACCUCUCCGAGAAGAAGAAGGCCAAGUACAAAGCGCGGGAGGCAGCAAUGAAGGCACAGUCGGAGAAGAAGCACGGCUCAGAUAAAGAAGAGCGUGGGAAGCUGCCCGAGUCUCCCAAGACAGCCGAGGAGAUCUGGCAACAGAGCGUCAUCGGAGACUAUCUGGCUCGUUUCAAGAACGACCGGGGGAAGGCGCUGAAGGCCAUGGAGGCCACUUGGAACAACAUGGAGAAGAAGGAGAAGCUGAUGUGGAUCAAGAAAGCGGCGGAGGAUCAGAAGCGAUACGAGAGGGAGCUGAGCGAGAUGCGGGCCCCUCCGUGCUCCACCAACUCCGCCAAGAAAAUGAAGUUCCAGGGAGAGCCGAAGAAACCCCCCAUGAACGGUUACCAGAAAUUCUCCCAGGAGCUGCUGUCAAACGGGGAGCUGAACCACCUCCCGCUGAAGGAGCGGAUGGUGGAGAUCGGCAGCCGCUGGCAGCGCAUCUCCCAGGGCCAGAAGGACCACUACAAAAAGCUGGCGGAGGAGCAGCAGAAACAGUACAAGGUGCACCUCGACAUCUGGCUCAAGAGCCUCUCGCCCCAGGAGCGGGCUGCCUACAAAGAACACACUUCCAACAAACGCAAGAGCAUAGGGAAGAUCCGGGGUCCCAACCCCAAGAUGAAGCCAACGAUGCAGUCCAAGUCGGAGUCAGAGGACGAUGACGAGGAGGAAGAGGAGGAAGAAGACGAUGAUGAAGAUGAGGAUGACGACGACGACAACGGUGACUCGUCAGAGGAAGGCGGCGACUCCUCGGAGUCCAGCAGCGAGGAGGAGAGCGAAGAUGGGGAUGAGUGUGAAUGCCGAGUAAGUCACCAGAGUCAAAGUUUUACACCGGUGCAACUGAAAUCAGACUAUGCUGGAUGGCGCUGGGGCCAGAAACCGUGUCCGUGCCUUGUGCUCGCCACCGGACAGAACGACGAGGAUGACGAGGACGAGGAUGAUGAGGAUGAGGACGACAACGACUCGGAGGGCAGCAGCAGUUCCUCCUCCUCCUCGGGGGACUCCUCCGACUCCGACUCCAACUGAUCCGGCCAAGCUCUUAGUAACGUCGUUUGGUUUCUCGGUUUUGGUCCCAAAUCCCCCUCCUAGCCCCCCAAAAACCCUUCUUCCUCUUCUUCCUGCCCCUCCCGGUGAGCCACAGCCCCCCAUGGGACCCCCCCAACCCGGGGAGCGGGGGCCGGAGGGACCCCUCCGCCGAGCUCACACUACGGAGGGGGAGCCGGGGGCCGCUCCCCCCCUGGGCCGGGGGGAGAGAAGGGGGCGAGCCCCCCUGUCCCUCCCGCCCCCUCUUUACUCUCCCCUUACCAAGGGAGGGGAAGCGAUUUUUUUUUUUUUUUUUUUUUUUU